This is a messenger RNA of Physella acuta, 4927 nucleotides long. RefSeq lists its product as uncharacterized. Gene Ontology annotation, molecular function: protein binding. Lineage: Eukaryota; Metazoa; Mollusca; Gastropoda; Physidae. The record is from RefSeq and is a predicted model, not a curated record.
GAGAUAUUGGCCAGGACCCGCCUACCUUUGACUUUAAUUAGAGCAGUAAUCACCAAGGUAAACAAAUGUCGUUUAAUGGCAGAUUAAAGGAAUAAAACAUGUCUGUAUUGGAGAUCUACAUCAGCUGGGUCAACUCCGUGCUGGCGGAGACCGGGGGGCGUGUCGAUGGGGUGGAGGCCGUACAGGAGGGGCGUGUCUUGUGUGAGCUGAUUGACAUCCUCGCUCCCACCGCCUGCCUGGUCAGCAAGGUCAAGUGCUCAGGGGAUUGCACUCCUCUUGCUUACAUUAAUGCAGCCUUGGAGCACAUGCAGAAACAUGGAGUUAGGAUCAAGUUUCCCGCUCAAGAUAUAAUAAACAACGAGAUCAAAUCUAUGCUGGAUGUUUUAUGGAUUCUCAUACUGAACUAUGGGAUCCAUAAUAUAGGUCAAAACGCUUUCCAGCGUAGUGUGGGGACGGGGAAGAAACAUUUGUUGGAGUGGUGUAGGGAACAGCUUGGUGCGUCAUUUGAUCCAGGGAGAUCACUCACUGAAAACUUAUGUAAAGACGACCGGUUCAUCCAACUUUUAGAACGUGUGGCAGGUAACAACAGACACAGGAGAGAUGACAAAACUGAAUACAUCGACAGUUUGUUGAGUGAAAUUCAAGAUCGGUACAAGAUUGUUAAAGACAUUAUCAAGGCCUGUGAUAUUGUUGAUGGAAUUGUUGAUGAGCACACGCUGAUGAUUUAUUUAUCUUUGUUGAAGAGAAGGUAUUCCAACAAGGAUCUGGUUUCAAGCACCGUCAGCUACAGAACUGCUGCUGAUGCCAGAUCCAAGUUUGCUGAAAAACACGACCGUCCAGUGACCAGUGAGAGCCGGGGAUCCAGGUCUGACGAGGGAGGGUCUGGCCCCACCCCCCACAGGGGCAGGAACCUGUACUCUCACGUCGCUGCAGACGAUAACGAAACAUCCGAGUGGUCGUCGACUGGGUCGUUGAACUCUUACCGUCCAACUUCUCACCAGAGCUCAUCAUUACAGGUGGACUCUAUGGAGGACGAUACGCUGUAUGAGACGAUACGAGAGAGGGUCAUAGAACAUAUACCGCCCUCAGAGACAGAUAGGAGACGCCCCUCUAGUGAGAAGGAGACAGACACACGUUCAGAACGUGCGCAUGGCCCCGUAAAUAGAGAAGGGAUGAGUUCAAAACCCAGGUUGUCGCCUACACAGCUACACAGCUCAGAUCGAGGCAGCAGAUCUUCAACCCCCGACCCCCACAGAUCAUCAACCCCCGACCCCCUCAGCCACGAGGAACCCUCAGCGAGCUGGACCAGUAAGACGAGGACGGGCCCUCCACACGGACGCCAUGGCAGUCGCGACCAUGCUGAUGGUCGCGGUAAAAAAGACGACGCCACCACCAUAAGGAUCAGACGCCCUAAAGAUCACAUCCUCCAGUGGGAGGAGACCAUGGACCGUCUGUCCAGUGUCUCCGUCCUUGACCCAGCUGGCUCGCCCCUGACGCCCCUGAUCAGCGGCUACACAUCAUCUUUCCCAACUAGGUCACGCUCUGUUGACGAAGGUAAACUGAGACACAGGUACUCCAGUCCCACAACCCAAGGUCUAGGUCCAUCGUCUCGAAGUAAGUCUGCCAGUGAGUUGCCUAAAAUUAGAAUGCACGUGACGUCACCUGGGCGCAUCACGCUCAGAGAGCUGGAGUCUGCGCUGCAGAAGUUGCCUGCUGACCUUCGAGACGAUGCCAAGGUCGCGUCUGAUUUCUUUCUCCAGCACCCGGGAGCCGGGGUCAGUGCACUUAUUGACGUCAUCAAAAACAUAAAGGUAGACCCACGGCUAGCUCCGCAAGUGGACAGGUCCUACAGUCCAUCUAGCUACGACCUGGAUGAAACAAGCGUUAAAAGACCGUCAUCUGCCGAGCCCCGUCAGGUCGGCAGACAUCGGAGCACCUCAGAGAAUCGGCAGUCUCCGUCUGUCUCAGCCCGAACUCAAUCCCUGUCUCCCCAGAGAAGGAGCGUCUUGUCAUCAGGACUUGCUGCAGAUGGCGAGCGAGGGUCGGACACGAUGCUGUCAGUCGCUCCACGGUCGAUUUCCCCAGACCAGUGGACGGAAAGAAAGGAAAUAGACUUCAGAGGAGUCAGGGAUGUAACGUUGUCAAAUAUAGAUUACACGGAUAGGCCAGUCCAUGAUACAGAAUGGAGACAUCACAGGGAGCUGUCACCCCCAAGAGGUGGUGGGGUGGGUAGAGUACCGCGGCGUGAGGCAUGGGAGGUGCAGAGAAAGGUGAGAGAGAAUUCCGUCGAUUCCAGCCUGCAGCCCGGCUACAACCAGCUGCAGCCCGGCUACAUCCAGCUCCUGGGCCAGGAGAUUCAGGACCUGAAGCUCAAGCUGGAGCUGAUGGAGAAAGAUGAGGCCAGUAGGAGCAGCUGGAGCAGGUCUGGGAGAUCUCACAGAGAUAGCGUCACUGGUGGUGGCCACAGUCUCAGUCUAUAUCCUCCACAACUAAGCCGAGAACGUGCCUCAUCCUGUCCCCUGUUGAAAGUGAGCGGCACAUCGCCCUUGCUGAGGUCACCAAGAGUGAGUACACCUAGCACAGAUCACGUGCACCAGCCACGUCCUCACCUGGACAGUCUGAGCAGACGGGACGACGGUGUGGACUACAGCAGCAGGUACGUUCUCCCACCUGACAUCUGGGCUACCAGCCUGGACACGGCCAGCCACCUGACGUCAGAGUACCAGACCAGGUGGCAGCAGCUGAUUGGUCAGCGCCACCUGACGGACAGCCAGGUGAUCGAGCUGAAGCAAGCGCUGGCCAGCGUCGUGGCUGAGAACGACAUUCUUCUGGCCAAGUUGUCCAACGCCAGACAGGAGGUCCACGACAAGCUGACCCACACCAACGGCGUGCUGGAGGACUGUAGACAGCACCUGGCCAAGGCCCAGGUGGACAACAUGGAGUACCGCUCUCAGCUGGAGCAGGAGAGAGCCGUCAGCUCCCGGCUGGAGGCUCGAGUACAGGAGCUGGAGAAGGCAUUGGCAGAGAUAAAAUGUUACAAACAACAGCUGGAAAAAGAACUUGACGACACUGUGAGUCAGAUGGACCAAUCAAUGGCCGAGACUGGACCGGAUAUGGACUCGCUACUUGACGAAAACUCACAUCUCAUCUCCAGGCUAGCCCAUGUGGAAAACGAAAAUGAUUUUCUUAAAGAAGACUUCCAAAAGCUGAAACAAAGCCACACCAAGGCGAUGAAUACAAUCGAAGACCUCCGGGAUUGUCUGGAGAAGAUCAGAAAGGAACGACAGGAUCUGUUUGACGAGGUUACGUCCCUUCAGAGGCGCGAGCAGACGGCUAGAGUUCGCGAGAUCAUCAGCAGCUACCAGGAGAAGGGCGCACUGGACGAGAGCGAGAGGGAGAGACAGAGGCAAGAGCAAACCGACUCAGACGAGGGCAUCUUCUCUGAGUCCCAGGCCAGUUCAACCGCCUCUCUUAGUGCCAGACAUUCGGCAAGGUCAGCCAGAAGGUCAUCAAACCAGUCUCCCCACGAGAGAUCGAGCUCCCCCACAGCCAGAAAAAGGUCAUCUAGUCAGCAGCGAUACAACACCCAUGAUGACCUUUCACCUACCAGGUCACGUGAGAUCUACCCCCACAGAAGGAGCUACUCCCCCCAGAACAGAAGUGUCAGCCCUGCCCAGGUCCAGAGGAGCAGCCGGCCCUACGUGGACGAGUACUUCAUCAACAAGACCCUGGAGGAAAUAGAGGACGACAUACAACAAGAAAAGCAAAAACUGUUUGAGAACUUGGCGGUGCAGCCCAAAAAGAUCAGAUUUUCCUCUGAACAUUCUAGGAACGAGCACAGCACCGCUGACCAAUAUUUUAGAGCCAUUUCAGAGCACAAGAGACGCCAGUCUCCGGACAGGCUGAACCAGCAGCUCAAGAAGUCCCAACCAUCCACACAGGCCAGGCGCUCUGACCAUUCUAAAGAUGACCAUCACCGCAGGCGUCACCAGAGUCCCAGCCCGGGUCAAAGGUCACCCAGGCCAAGUAUUCUCAAAAGCAGCGACACGUUUAACCAGAGUAGCACAGUACCUUCGAGAAGCCCAAGUCCCGCUUUGAGGAAAAAUAGAAGUAUAAAUACUGAUAGAGAGAGCCACACGUCACCAGCCAGUUGCCCGUCAGAUUCAGUCAACUCCAGAUCUCGCCGUACGAAAGAUGGAGCAGGAGAUUUCGCACGAUGUUUACAAGGUGAAUCUGAGGACAAGCUACUCCAAACUUUGUCCAACUCUCCAAUUUUAAAAAACAAAUCGUGGUAUGAAAUACAAAGAAUAAUUUCAUCAUUUCAUAAGCGGUUAAGUGACUCAGAUGACUGUGACACUGAACAUUAUUCCAGCCUGGACAGUCAGUCCUGUUGUGACAAUGUCCGGUUCUGGAACAAAGCUCCUCUACUAACAGAUGAACAGAGAAGAUAUGCUGACCAACUGGUACAGAAAUACACAGGGGCUCUGCCUUCAUGAUUGUUUAAACUAGGUCUCAUAUUUUAGUGGUGUUUAAUCGUAAAAGUAAUUUUAACUUUACGCCUCUCGGGGCAUAAUGUUAUUUAAUCAUUAAGAAUGUUUAAUUGAUAAUUUAUUAAUUUUUUUUUCUUUCAUUAUCUAUUACAAUGGAAAAAACUUUAAGAACUUAUACUGUUACUUCAAAUAAUAUUUCAAAAGUAUGUGAUUUUUAAAAUAUUUAUUUUGUAGCUUUUGCUAGAAGAUCUGAAAAAAAAAACAUUUUAUCAGUUUAUUGCUUUUUAUUUUUUGUAUAUAGAAAACUAUAUUCAGCAGUAAAAUUAUUCCCUAGUAAUCUUUUUAGAAUUUAGCAGCAUCCUACAAACUGAAUAAAUAAUUAAAUAAAACCUGAAAAUAAAACUUUUGCCUAUUGCAAUAUAGCUUUCUGUAAUAAA